This is a messenger RNA of Cherax quadricarinatus, 4343 nucleotides long. The record is from RefSeq and is a predicted model, not a curated record. NCBI's taxonomy places the organism in Eukaryota, Metazoa, Arthropoda, Malacostraca, Decapoda, Parastacidae.
AUGAGAUGGAAAACUGGCCGCAGUUCUCGUAAGAGAGUGGCGGUGAUAUCUGACUCUCAAGAUGUUUUGACACCGGGAAACAACGGUCGGGGAACAAAGCAUGGUGCGAUGUUCCCUGUUGAGCCUCGUGUAGAAUCUAUCAACUUUUUCCUUCGUGGAGCAUCUCCAGAAUAUAGUCCUCAUCUAAAUGUGGCAGUGUGGCUCUUACCUCUAAUAAGGGAAUAUCUCGGUAUUCAGGAAGAAAACCCUCUAGCGAGUAUUAAGCUAGUGUGGAGAGACAGACGUACGAGAGGAAGUCAAGAAUUGAAGCAGAUACACUCACCUUACGCAGAGUUGGAGAUCUUGGAACAAGAGCCUAGAUACCGACCUGAGGACAUCAACGCACUCUCCCGCACCACGCACUUCACCAGAGCUGAGUUGCAGCGCCUCUACCGCAGCUUCAAGGACAGAUGUCCCACGGGUGUGGUCAGAGAAGACGCCUUCAAGGAACUCUAUUUCCAGAUGUUUCCCAAGGGAGCAAGUUCCAGUAAGUACCCACAUUACGUCUUCAACAACCUCGAUAAGGAGAACACGGGAGUCAUCAAUUUCGAGGAUUUCAUCACCCUGCUAUCUCGUCUCUCGCGAGGCUCCCUCAACGAUAGACUCAAGUGGAUUUUCUCCCUCUACGACCUGAACGGUGACGGCUGCAUCACCAGGCAGGAGAUGACGGACGUGGUGCAGGCUGUGUAUGACCUCAUGGGCAAGCACACGGACGCUCCCGUAGACGAGAAGACUGUAGCUCAGAAGGUUGAGUCCCUGUUUACGACUCUGGAUCUGAACAAAGAUGGCGUUAUAACUCUGGACGAGUUUACGGAGGCAUGUAGCCAGGACAGCACAAUCGCCUACAAUAUUAACGCUAUGUUGCAUUGUGAAGUCGCUAUUCUCAAUCCAUCUGAUGUCACUUCCUCUGACGCCAUCACGGCCGAGCACCCAUCCAGGAACCACAGAAGGUGACGUCCUGCCGACCAAUCGCUCAGCAUGGACUCACAGGAAGUAACAUCUUCUGCAUCAUCUCUCAAUUAAACCAUUGUCGACUCUACUAUAUUAAUGUGAAAUAUUCUCCAGUUACAGAAAAUUGAGUUGAUGUAAUCUUCAGACUGAAGAGCGUCAAAAAUUUUUCGACCUGACAUUUACAGAUUUUGUGAUGUAUAUAGAAUAGAGUAAACUGUUUAUGUUGUUGUGUUUGUUUUGAUGUAAGCUCAGCGCUGCAUCUGCCGACGGCUGACACUUCAUGGUGACUAGUUUGGUCCUCACGUGUUUGUUAAAAGAUAAGUAGUGAUUAUGAAUUUCAAGCUAAGAAAGCAGCGCUGUAUGGCCCUUGUGGUUUAGCGCCUCUUUUUUAUUAUAAUAAUCAAGUUAAGCAAAGGGUAGGAAAAAAAAUAUUUUUGAAUACCACUUUGUUAUUACAAAGGAAUAAGAGGCGAGUGAUUUGCUUAAAGGUUUGAGACGUGAAUUUCCUUUAACCUUCCUUCAGCCAAUGUAUUCAUUUUCAUAUAGUUGAAAGAGUAAUGUGGUCAGUGUUGUGUGUAUGCUACUACGCACACAUUCGCACAGAAACCUUUGCAACACUACAUAGCUCCUGAUGACGCACUGGGAAGUGAUAACAGUGGCAUGGAAAAGAGCAUCUCGGAAUGCACAACACGUCAAACCUUGAAGUGAAUGUGCUACACUGGGUUACACUCCUGACAUCUAAGAACAGGAAACUGAGGCUACAGUGGGCGAGGGCUAACCCACUGCUUGAAGGUGUGUGUGUGUGUGUGUGAUAAAAUGCUAUCUUUUCUGAAUAAAGACAUCUAGUACAAAUAUAUUUACAUUCUACAUGAGAGAUAGAAUAUAGUUCAAAAUAACUUAUUUCUAAUCUGUAAUCUGUAUACCAAAUUUAAGUUAAUAUUUAAAUUAUGAUUGUUCUUGGUCCAACACCAGACUAAAUCCUGUAAAAGCAUCACUUCAUACAAAACUCUUAAGAUCAACACAAGUACAGUGGACCCCCGGUUAACGAUAUUUUUUCACUCCAGAAGUAUGUUCAGGUGCCAGUACUGACCGAAUUCGUUCCCAUAAGGAAUAUUGUGAAGUAGAUUAGUCCAUUUCAGACCCCCAAACAUACACGUACAAACGCACUUACAUAAAUACACUUACAUAAUUGGUCGCAUUCGGAGGUAAUCGUUAUGCGGGGUCCACUGUAUCAGUGUGUGCAACUCAUCUGCAUACGACCCCACGUACAUACAGCAUAUGAGAGUCUGCAGAUUCCAACUCAAUAAAGAAAAAUAUCACAAAUUACUGUGUGUAUAAACGCCAACAAAUCAGUCAAAGUCCAUUCAGUCCUAGUAUAGUUUGAGUCCACAAUCUUGGUAAAUACUAGGGCCACUCACUGCUUAAUAUGCUGAAACAAACCACUUCCUGAGACUGACUUCACACUAAAUAGUAUUAAAUACUGUCAGCACCCAAAACGAGUCGAUCAUACUCAAGGCAAAUAGUACACUCCACUUAAGCAUACAGUCGGUUCAUAUGGGACAGAUGCAUCAAAAUAAGCACCAAGCAGCUCCACUAACUGUACCAAAAACAGAACACAAAGUUCAUGCAGGACCGAGUGCUGACACUUCUCUGAAACUAUGUUCAGACAUGACAAAGUACAGAGAUACUCUGAGCAAAGUUCAGAGUGAUAAUCUGUUUAUUCAGAGUUCAGUAAUGUACAUAGUUAUAAUAACACGAGUCACAUAAUGGACAUCGACUGUAGACACAAAGCAAUGUUCAGAAAUUCCAGAUUCCAAAAUUACAAUGGAAGAAGUGUUUACGUUUAGAGGCCAUGUUACUGGAGACAGAGCUACUGCUUGUAUCCUUCCUUGUAAACAGCAAAUCGCCAACUGACAUCUCUAAGUGUGGACGGGUGGAUGGCUGCACUUUGCAAUUUGCUAAAUUACAAACAUGCCCACCACUCAUUAUGCAAGCUGUUAUUGCAAGGUGUCGCCAUGCACCUCCAGCAAAUCUGUCAUAUUACGUAAACAGUAUAUUCAGAUUAAAUAAUUCGAGUUUUUACAAGAGAGGACCUGGAGACAAUGAUUUUAUGACUUUCUAUAAUAACAAUACUAAUAGUAAACAUUAAUAAUUAAUCAUUAGACAAAUAAAUACCAAAUAAUGUACAAAAGUGCAUUACAAAUGUCAGUAAUUGGGCGUAUGAGAGUCACCAUGAAGUUUAUUGUAGUCAGGCAACAGUUGGAGCUGCUUUGUACAUUGUUCACAUAAAUUUAUAUUGUCUAAAUGCUUCCUGGUAAUGUUAUUUACUCUAAUUAUAUGCAUUUGUGUGUGUGUAUGUGUGAGCAUAUUCAUUUCUGUGUGUGUAUGUGUGAGCAUAUUCAUUUGUGUACUCACCUAGUUGUACUCACCUAGUUGAGGUUGUGUGUGUGUGUGUGUGUGUGUGUGUGUGUGUGUGUGUGUGUGUGUGUGUGUGUGUGGAAAAUGUUAAGAUUAAGGUGUUAGGACGUCACAGAAGUCCAUAGCCAUUUUCUACUGUGACGCCAAACUCUUGUGUUUAAUUGUUCUCCAUUGUUAAUGUUGUGCUCUCCCGAUACACCAACAAUCUCCUACACUGUUCUGUUCCAGAUUGUCUUCACAAUUAAGUGCAUUUUUUUUGUUCACCGUGUUUUAUACCUGCCUUUGUUCCAUACGACUUACAAGCCAUUUCUAGAUUUCUUUUGCUGACGGACUUAUAGUGAAUCCCAUUCGCUAUUCAAUAAUGACAUUUAGGCUCCAUUCUCUAAUACGGAUUCCUCGUAUUAAACUGAAAUUCUCUUUUCAAGAGAACCAAAUACUUCGAAUACAAUUACAUAUUUUUUUUUAAAAUCGGCUUCUGAGUCCCAUUUCCCGUGACUUGCAUAUCGAAGUUCAAAAUUUGAUUGAAGGUGAUAGUCUCCUCGGAUUCGAAAAUUAGUUCCCUUUUGUACUUAAGAAAAUGAGUUUUUUAGCAUUACAUAAUUAAUUUUCAACAUGUAAUUAACAUGCACUGUAUAGCCCUUGUGGCUUAGCGCUUCUUUUUGAUUAUAAUAAUAAUAAUAAUAAUAAUAAUAAUAAUUAACAUGCAAACCUAUAUCAUUAUAAGUUGACAGUUGAUUAUUUUAAAAACUCAGCAUUUUCUUUUACCAUACAUCAAAUGUUAUUUUUAAUUUUUGGAAGGGGUGAACCGGAAAGCAAGAGUAAGGCCUCGAUCGCUAGCGCACACGGCUCACACACUGAGGUCUGGGGGUCGAUCCCCGGUACGGCUGAAAGCAUUAGGACGUGUUUCCAUAAGACACCUGCUGUCCAUGUUCACC